UUCUCUGUUUUUCUCACGUGCAUUGACAGGCUCCUUCCAUCUGAUCCGGAUGCUGUUGGAUGAAUACAUCCUGCUGGCUCUGGAGACUCAGUUCAACAACGACAAGGAGCAGGACCUGCAGAACCUGCUGGACAAAUACAUGAAAAAUGCAGAUGCGAGUAAAGCAGCGUUCAUUGCCUCUCCCAGUUCCUGCUUCCUAGCCAAUCGCAACAAGGCCAGCGCUGCCAUUGACCAAUCGGUGAAGAAUGAGUCUCUGGGAGAACACGCCUACAUGUCUCUCUCCACCAAUCAGCAGCAGAGUCUGGAAGCAAGCGCCGCCAUCUACCAGGAGACGGGUGGCUUUACUGUUUCAGGGGGUCAGAUGGACUUCUCUCAGGUGAGCGGCCCCCUCAUGACGCCCCCUAUCUCUCCGGCAGCGUUAGUGCACCGAGGCUCCGUCAUCAACCAGGGCCCGAUGACAGGGAGGCCCCUACAUACUUCCUCUUCCUCCUCUUCCUCCACCUGCGCCUCCUCCUCCUCUUCCUCCUGCCUCUCCUCCCUCAGCGCCAUGACCCAGCCCGGCCCCUGCUCUUCUUACCCGGAGACCCUGUACCACUGCUUCCCUCAGACCAGCUCCAGCUACUUCCCUUCAACCGGGGCCUCCACAGGGGCAAACUACCAGACUGCACUCAGGCCUCAGACUCAGAGUCAGUGUCUGGCUUCGGUCCCGUCUCCCUCUCUCGCCUACCAUCUCUCUCGGUACCAGAACUUCAGCGACCAGCAGCUGAGUAAAGACGUGUUCUUCCAGCCGUCCUCCAACAGCACCAGCUGCUCUCUGGGUUUCGGCUCUGCGGUUCGGCCCGGCUACUCCUCAGGCUCAGAGGCAGCAGAACCGAGCCUGGACGCUCAGAUGCUCGACUCUGCGGAGAUCAGCUUUGUGGGUCAGGGCCAGACGUACUCUGCUGCAGGACACAGCGGUUACUAUGGGAACAGUUACCUGGACAACCAGCGGAUGAGCUCAUUGGUGGAUCAGCACGUGUCCGUGAUCAGCACGGUGGGCAGCCUGCGGGUGUUCCCCUCUGCGUACUCUGACGUCCACGAUCCUCUCAACAUCCUGGACGAACCCGGGAGGAAAACUACGGGAGCGUACUUCAUCGAGACUGAGACCGGAGCAGAUCAUUCCCUCCCGUCUUCAGGAUCUGCCCCCUGCAUGUUUGGAGUCCCGUCUCCGUUCACCUCCCAGGAUGCAUUGCUCUCUCAGCAGCGCGUGCAGUCAUCUUCAGAUGUGCAGGACCUGGUGUCGUCGCUGCCUCCCAUCAACACCGUCUUCAUGGGAGCAGGGGGAGUACAAUGACUGCAGGAAACACACACUACCUAACAAAACAACUACUUCUGGAUGUUUACAAUCAAAUGGAUCGGCAACAUUUAGCACAAAUCACAGAAACAUAGAGCCUUGUGCACGAAGAUAUACAAAUAUGAGAUGAUAUUAUUAUUUACAGAGAAAAACCUACAUGACACCUGCCAAUUAUUUACAUCUCCCACUGCGUUAUGAACCAGAAAGAAAGGAGCAAUAUUUAUUUGUAUAAAA
Messenger RNA from Notothenia coriiceps (black rockcod), 1567 nucleotides. RefSeq names its product DNA-binding protein RFX6-like. Lineage: Eukaryota; Metazoa; Chordata; Actinopteri; Perciformes; Nototheniidae. The transcript is spliced from 6 exons. The record is from RefSeq and is a predicted model, not a curated record. The coding region runs from base 50 to 1333 and encodes 427 amino acids.